GAAAGGCAAGAGGGAGGAGGAGAAAAAAAAAAAAAAAAAAAAGAGAACCUGCUCUUAGAGCAGCCUCUGUCCUGCCAGAGUGGCUUCAGCUCUGUGUUUCUGUGAAGCUGUGUGUAUGAGUGAGUGUCUGUGAGCUGAAGCCAUGUCAGACCCCAGGGACAUCGACGAGGAUGCCAUCCUCAAGGGGCUCAGCGCCGAGGAGCUGGACAAGCUGGAGUAUGAGCUGCAGGAGAUGGACCCAGAGAAUGCCAUGCUGCCGGCUGGUAUGCGGCAGCGAGACCAAACGAAGAAGAGCCCGACGGGGCCCUUCGACCGAGACGCCCUGGUCCAGUACCUGGAGAAGGAGGCUUUGGAGUGUGAGGACAGGGACGACCUGGUGCCCUUCACCGGGGAGAAGAAAGGAAAGGCAUUCAUUGCAAAGAAAAGAGAAAUCCCGAAGCAUGAGCAGAUCACCUUGGAGCCGGAGCUGGAGGAGGCUCUGAAAAACGCCACCGACGCAGAGAUGUGUGACAUCGCAGCCAUCCUUGGAAUGUACACACUAAUGAGCAACAAGCAGUACUACGACGCUCUGGGCACCACAGGGACAAUCGCCAACACCGAGGGCAUCAACAGUGUUGUGAAACCAGAUCCAUUCAAGUUCUUUCCUGAGGAGCCUCCAAACCCCACUAAUGUGGAGGAGACCCUGGAGAGAAUCCUGAACAACGACAGCUCCCUGAUUGAGGUCAACCUUAACAACAUCAAGGACAUUCCCAUACCAACACUGAAAGAGAUUUUCGAGGCAAUGAAGGGAAACUCUCACGUUGAAUUUUUAAGCAUUGCUGCGACACGUAGCAACGACCCUGUGGCCUACGCUUGUGCUGAGAUGCUACAGGAGAACACCAGCUUGCAGAGUCUUAAUAUCGAGUCCAACUUCAUCACUUCAGAUGGCAUGAUGGCCAUCAUCAAAGCCAUGGCUAACAACGCCACACUGGUCGAGUUUAAGAUAGACAACCAGAGGCAGAAACUUGGCGACACAGUUGAGAUGGAGAUCGCUUCCAUGUUGGAGAACAAUUCCAGCAUCCUCAAGUUUGGCUACCACUUUAACCAGCAAGGUCCUCGUGCCAGAGCCGCCAUGGCUAUCACAAGAAACAACGACAUGAUUCGCCAACAGAGGCUGAGAUGAAGCAAAAGCAAGAAUUAUUUCUGCUCCAUGGAAACCUGCAAAAACCGCUGAUGGUCCUGUGUCAACCGGCUUUCUGCGCUGAACAGAACAUCCCAAAAUAAUCACGGAGGAAACCAUUUCUAACGCUCAAUCGCAACCAUUUCUAUUUCUGCAACAAGCUUUGACAUGCUAUAUUCAUCAUAAAGGCAUGCCUAGGCAACAAGCAAAA
Austrofundulus limnaeus is the source of this 1370-nucleotide messenger RNA. RefSeq names its product tropomodulin 4 (muscle) (gene tmod4). Gene Ontology annotation, biological process: myofibril assembly; actin filament organization; muscle contraction. Gene Ontology annotation, molecular function: tropomyosin binding. Gene Ontology annotation, cellular component: myofibril; striated muscle thin filament; cytoskeleton. The record is from RefSeq and is a predicted model, not a curated record. Lineage: Eukaryota; Metazoa; Chordata; Actinopteri; Cyprinodontiformes; Rivulidae. Bases 143 to 1162 code for a protein of 339 amino acids. The transcript has 10 exons.